UGGGGGUCUCCAGUAGAGUCUGUCACUUCACACCCCCCCACAGCCACCCCCCUCGCACUGACCUUCGCGCCGGCAGCGAUCCGGGACGGGAUGGGGGGGGGGGGGGGAGGGGUGUGAGGCGGCCCCGGCCCCUCAGGCCUCGCACCCCGACAUGGCGGGGGGGAAAAAAAAAAAAAAAACCCUAAAAAAAAAAAAAAAACCACACAAAAAAAAACAAACAAAAAAAAAAAACAACAAAAAAAACCCCCACGCGUCACCAUGGCAACCGCGGGCGGAACGCGGGGCUGUGGCACCGGGCGGAAGUGACGAACCGGAAGUAGCCGGACGAUUCCGGGGGUGGGGCGGGAAGUGGCCGAGGCCGCAUGGUGGGAGCCGCGGCGAGAUGGGUCGGCCGAGCAAAAGCAAGAACCAGAAGAAGGAGCGGGCGGCGGCGCGCCAACAUGCCCAGGAGGAAUUCGGCACCGUCCCCCACUCCUUUGUCUUCCACCGCGGCCGCGGUGGCAAGAGCCUGCGGCGCCUCGUCACCGACGUGAGGAAGGUGAUGGAGCCCUACACGGCCAGAGCCCUCCAGGUGCGGAAGAAAAACUCCCUGAAGGAUUUUGUGGCCGUGGCUGGGCCCCUGGGGGUGACGCAUUUCUUGGUUUUCAGUAAAUCAGCCGCCAGCAUCAAUUUUAAAGUGUUCCGGCUGCCCGGCGGCCCGACGCUGACCUUCAAGGUGAUGCAGUACUCGCUGAUCAAGGACGUGGUCUCGUCCCUCAAGCGGCACCGCAUGCAUGAGCAGCAGUUCACCCACCACCCACUCCUGGUCCUCAGCAAUUUGGGGCUCCAACAAAUCCACAUCAAGUUGAUGGCCACCAUGUUCCAAAACAUGUUCCCCUCCAUCAACGUCCACAGGAUCAACCUCAACAACAUCAAGAGGUGUUUGCUCAUCAGCUACAACGCAGAGACGCAGCUCCUCGAUUUCAGGCAUUACAGCGUGAAGAUCGUGCCUGUGGGCGUGAGCAAAGGCCUGAAGAAGCUGCUGCAGGAGAAAUUCCCCAACAUGAGCCGCCUGGAAGACAUCAGUGAGCUGCUGGUGAAGGACAUAAACCUGUCAGAGAGCGAGGCCGAGCAGGAUGGGACCCACAACAUCCUGGAGCUGCCGCAGGCGUACUCCGGCCGAGGCAACAUGAAAGCGCAGCAGAGCGCUGUGCGCCUCACCGAGAUCGGACCCCGCAUGACUCUGCAGCUCAUCAAGGUGGAGGAAGGCCUGGCACAGGGCAACGUGCUCUACCACAGCUUCAUCCACAAGAUGGAGGCGGAGGUGCAGGAGAUCUUGGCGCGGAAGGAGGCGAAGCUGCGGCUGAAGGCGGAGCGGCGGCAGAAGCAGGAGGCGGACGUGGAGCGGAAGCGGCAGCAGCGGGAAGCUCACAGGGAGAAGAGCCUGGCAGGGAUCCGGAGGAAACGGCAGCAGGACGGCGACAGCGACGCCGAGGAUCCCGGCGCGCCAGAGCAGCAGGAUACGGCCGAGCAGUCGGAAGAGAGCGACGCCGAGUAUUACCGGCAGGAGGUUGGCGAGGAGCCAGACAAGGAUCUGUUUCCUGACCGCACCAAGAGGAAGCGAAGCUCCUCGGGCACUGCCCCGUCACGGAAACGCCGCCGCUGGCACAAGGGGCCGGAGCAUCCUGCCCCCCCCAGCCCUCGCCCCACGGCGCCGGGGAAGCGGCGGAAGGGAGACGCGGCACCGAAGGACUCGCGGCACUGUGGCGGAGCCAGGCAGGGGGAGACUGGCCAAAAACUGCACCGAAGAACCGAGGGGGCACCGAGGAACCACCGGGCCACCUCGAGGCUGAAGGGACGAGGGAAGCUGCUGCCGAAGGGGAAGAUGAUUUUCCGGCGGCCGGGAUACGCCAGGAAGGGGAAGAGGAAAUAGGAAACACACGCCCCCCACCUCGUUUCUGUGCAAUACACUGCUUGGAACAA
Messenger RNA from Tyto alba (common barn owl), 1962 nucleotides. RefSeq names its product suppressor of SWI4 1 homolog. The record is from RefSeq and is a predicted model, not a curated record. Gene Ontology annotation, cellular component: preribosome, large subunit precursor. Gene Ontology annotation, molecular function: rRNA binding. The transcript is spliced from 12 exons. Gene Ontology annotation, biological process: ribosomal large subunit assembly; rRNA processing. Lineage: Eukaryota; Metazoa; Chordata; Aves; Strigiformes; Tytonidae. The coding region runs from base 152 to 1912 and encodes 586 amino acids.